Messenger RNA from Pygocentrus nattereri (red-bellied piranha), 2347 nucleotides. RefSeq names its product somatomedin-B and thrombospondin type-1 domain-containing protein. The record is from RefSeq and is a predicted model, not a curated record. The transcript is spliced from 5 exons. Lineage: Eukaryota; Metazoa; Chordata; Actinopteri; Characiformes; Serrasalmidae. Bases 213 to 1001 code for a protein of 262 amino acids.
GCGCAUGCGCAGCGCAAGGUGCGCGAACACGCCGAGCAUUAGUGCGCUCCUGCGGCUCGGCGCUCAGUCGGUGGUGCUGAGGGACCCGUUAUGUUCACCGGGAGAAACGUGCGCUAAAAGACGGGAAGAGCAGAAGUGCAGGCCUCAUCGCGCAGCCUCGCUUUCCUGAGACUGAAGCAGGACUUCAAAAGUUUUGGUGUCAGUCUUUAAACAUGGGAGACGGCUGUGAGCGGAGGCGGUACCGGCUGGUUCUCUACAGCCUUCUGGCGUGUUUGUCCACCGUGUGUUACCGGAGAGCCGAGGCCGGCUGUGCGGACCGGGAGACCCCCGCCUGCUGCACCGGCAGAAACAACGAGUGUGUGGAGUACAGCAGGAGGAGGACGGUGUGUUACUGCGACACGUACUGCGAGAAAACCGGGGACUGCUGUGAGGACUACCGGCCAGUGUGUCAGAUCUCCGCAGCUAUAGACUGUGAGGUGGGUCAAUGGGGUACUUGGUCCCCAUGUUCGUCUGUGUGUGGCGUGGGCACGACAGAGAGGAGCCGACAGGUGACCACACCCCCUCGCAACGGAGGGUCGCCCUGUCCCGAUCUCAAGCAGCGCAGAGGCUGCCUCGCACAUAUGGACGCUUGCAGUGCUGCCAAGGAGGUGGCCAAGGUUUUACCCGACACAUUCAAACGCAACUUUAAGGACCCCUGGAGACGACCUCACAUGCUUAUGAAAGAGGAGAAGAAGAGUUAUUGUGUGUACAUGCGUGUGAAGCAGGUCAGCGCUGUAUGCAGGUUGAAGCUGUGGAGCCCUCAGCUCGUCCGUGAGCGCUCAGUGUGUGUCGAGUGUCAGGGUGAUGCCAUGGCAACUGACAACCGCUGCCGAGGAGAUGGCCUACAGAGCAUCAGAACCUUCUGGGCAGCAGCAUCAGUGCCAGGCUGCUAUGGAUCUUGGAUCAGAGAAUCUUCGAAUGAGAACUGUCAUUGCCCUCCUCACUCUCUACUGUUUGUUUGAAUAAAAAACUUCUUCAAAUUCAGUUUAAGAAGCAUAGCAGCGGGGGGGGGGGGGGUCGUCUUCUGCCCCCCAUGCUUUGAUAUGAAGUCACACACUUCAGUGCACAUAUUCUCUUUUACAAUCACACCAGUCACGUUAUGUAGUAUAACCACUCACAACUGCUGAAUAUCCACUUCACUGCAAAAAAGCUCAACUAUUUUCUUCUUACCUCUGAAACUUUACUACCUCCGAAAGGCACCUGCCUUAUCACCUUACAUAUCUUAUGUGGAUGUCACGCUGCUUGAUCCCUCUUCUAUUUCUGUAUGCAUAGAAAUCAAUCAAUGCAUGAACUUUUUUGUGUCAUUUGUGUAUGAAUGAGGCAGUGUGUUCCGGUUGCGAUUGUUUUUGAAUGUGUGCUUGCACAGUAAGUACUGAUGCAUGUGAAAAGCCCAUUUUUUGUUUUUAAAGGGAAAUUCCACUGAUCUAAUCAAUCCUUGAGAUGUGAACAUAGCCAUUCAGAGUGUUUUGAUAUGAAGUGGUUCACUGUAGAGAAAUUGACUGUUUGAAGUUUCUUUACAAUGGUGUCAUAUGUCUACAAUGCAAAUAUAUACAUUUUAUUUGUCCAAAAGGAUUAGUGAACCUACACUGCCUUUUUACAUGUAAAAUAGUGGUAAAUCUGAUAAUCUUGAGGGACUAUUUUGCCUUAGAACGCCAUUUGUAUAGCUCUCCGUUACGAAUAGCUUUUAAACAUAUGUUAUAGGCCAAAACGUAGCAUAUUGAAGUACUUCAUGUAACAGCUUUCUGUGAGGGGGCAUUUGGAUGCAUUAACUACUAUUAUUAAUGCUCCUUUAAUGGAUGCAUUUCAUAUCAAACCACUCGGAAUGACUUUGUGAAAUUUCUCUGUAACGUUUCUGCAAGAGGAAUCCAGUGUGUAUUUCAUGUCUGUGGAUCUUCUUCUUCACUAUAUUGUAGUUCUUUAUUUCAUCCGUGACUGACAGGAAGCUUGCUAGACAAUGUGAUGACAACAGAAAUUUGUCAUGACAAAGUCCAAGAAAUAUGAACACAACACUACAAGUAUGAGCUUGACACUUGUCCUCUUAUUUGUUUCUGGCCCAUAUUUUAUUUAUUACAAAUCUAAUCUUUGUAAGCUUGUUUUAAUGCACUAUCCCACUCUCCCCAGGUUAUAAUACUUUUCAGCUAUUCAGAUACUGUCAAAUUAAAGCUAUUUAUAUUCUUUCACUUUCUUUUUGUGCUCACUUGUACAAUCUCAUCUUAAGCUAUUUAAGCUUUUGAUCAUUAUGUUUUUAAAUGUAUUUUUUCUCUUUGUGUUUAUUAGUCUUAUCACCUAAUAAAUGUCUUACAUUCCA